Anoplophora glabripennis (Asian longhorned beetle) is the source of this 3646-nucleotide messenger RNA. RefSeq names its product sushi, von Willebrand factor type A, EGF and pentraxin domain-containing protein 1. The record is from RefSeq and is a predicted model, not a curated record. The transcript has 7 exons. NCBI's taxonomy places the organism in Eukaryota, Metazoa, Arthropoda, Insecta, Coleoptera, Cerambycidae. Bases 139 to 2040 code for a protein of 633 amino acids.
AUGAUUCAUUUGUCAAUAUUUUGAUUUUUUUCUUAGAAAAAGCGAACUAAAAAUAUCAAUUUCUUAAAUGCAUACCAAUAAUUCUAGUGACUAAAAGUGUUAAGUGUUCAUUUAAGAAAGAAAAAAAGUUGUGCCAAAAUGUUGUUUGAGAUUUUCCUAUCAUUGUUUCUUAUAAAUAAUAUCUCCUGUGAUGGAUCCCCCUUUUUAUUUCCCUCUUAUGACAACAUAAUUGGGAAUAACUCUACCGAAAUUAUAUGUCCAGAUUUUGGGAAAAUUAAUAACGGUAAUGUGGUUGUUCAAAAAUUGGGUGCAACACGAAAAGUAGCAACUAUUACAUGCGAUCAUGGUUAUGAUAUCGAAGGCAAUAACAAUAUAUACUGUGUAGAUGGCCAAUGGGAAUUCUACAGCUCGCUACCGACGCUACCUCAGUGUAUAAAACGCUGUCUUCCUCCCCCUUACCUCAAGAACGGUGCUCUGGAGAUCGAAGGAACGAAAGACGAAGAGGGGUAUUACCCUAAGGGGACUGUUGCUGCAUAUUCGUGCAGUGAAGGUUACCAAUUAACCCCUGAGACAAGUAAUUUGAGAGUGUGCGAAAAAGGAACUUGGACAGGCCCCAUCGCAACUUGCGUUCCUAACGUUAUUCAAAUUGCUGGUUGUCCGACACCCAAAACUAUUGAAAAUGGGUAUUUUGUACAAGAGAAAGUAGGAGAGUUGGAAGGAUAUAACAGUUUUGGGCAGAGGUUGCACUAUAAUUGUAAAACGGGAUAUUCUGUGAUUGGACCCAGAGUACAACAGUGCUUGGACGAUGGUUCCUGGUCUCCAAAAUUGCAACCCAUGUGUGCCCCAAAAGUCGAAAAUCUCGACGACAUCCCUUGCGACCCCCUCCCCACUGUUCCUCACAGCGACACCGAACUCAUCCAACAGUACGACAGGAGAUCCAUGGCUGGCGUCACCGUAGAGAUUCGAUGUCUAGGAAAGUACAGGAACACCCUAAGUCCCUGCCAGGCUACCAAGCUCGUUUGCCAGGAGGGAAAAUGGCUAGGACGCCUGCCAUCUUGUGUACAAGCGCACGAAUGCCUCCCGCCGCCAACGAUACCCUACGCGACCAUCAUCGACGUGAAUUACAACAUCUACGACACCAGCAACCCCACGAAUUUUCCCAUAAAGUCCACCGUGACGUACCAGUGCUUGCAGGGGUUCGUCAUGGAGGGGGAGCCUUCGAUGGCGUGCACCGUUGGAGGGUGUUGGACCCCCAACGAUCCCCCCGUGUGCGUCCGCACUAGAACCCCGUCAGUGCGCCAGCCUACCGGCGACAACUUAUUGGAUGUGGACUAUCUCAACGCCAUCUUGAUGUCAGCCGCGGCAGGGGCCGGCGUUCUGGGCAUCCUGCUCCUGAUCUGCCUGAUGGUGGCUUGCAAAAGGAAGAAACAGCACAGCACCACCGUCGCCAUACCCCAACCGCUUCCCAGGCAGGAUCUGGGGGACCACGCGGCGCUUCUGGAACACCCCGACCGUCUGGCGCUCAUCGCCUUCGCGGACGGCGUCCAAAGGAACCAGAACCUGCUGCCGUCUUACGACGAGGCCACCAGGAGCGAAAGGGGCGCCUCUCUGACUGCCACCAGGCUGCAUCGACCCCACUGGCCCAACUUGGCCGGUAGAAGGGCCAGGAACUCGCCAAACACCGACGCAGGUCACGUGACUAGGCACGGAUCCUUCGCAUCGCACACCCCGAGCACCAGGUCUGCAGGCGACUCCAUGGGCUCCACGGACACCAUGGCCGUUUCCGAGGGGUCCACUAACGUCACUCUGGACACCGCCUCCUCGCACAGCGGUUCCCAACCCGCCUCGUGCAGAGCCCACUGCGGCAGCCUCGCCUCGUUCGACGCCUGCUCCGUCGUCAAUACGGAAGAUGUCCCUUUGUUGGAGGAGAGCGAGCUAGAGGAAAUCCAAGGUGGAACAAACGACAUGGAAAACCCCGCCAUAUCGGAGAAUUCUUCUUUAAAAAUAUCCACCAAUAGCGCUGACAUAUUAUCUGUUUAGGUGUUACAUUAAUAUGAGACUAACCUAUUUAUCCUGUAUUGGAAAUAUUUUUAAAACUAAUUGUAUCUAAAAUAACAUAUUUUACAGUACGUGGUUUUGUAUCGAAUUUUGGUUCUUCAUUGACUGCAUCGAUUGCUUGAUCUGAAAUCUAUUUCCUUUUUCUUUUACUACCAAUUUGUGACGAAAUCGGUGACAUGUCUCGGAAACGUCAAGGGGUAACGGAAAAAGAAAAUAAAUCAGUGUUUUCAUUUAUUUUAGUUUUUGCCAAAUAUUGCUUGCUUCUGAACAGGAGCCCGGGUAAAAUUUAGUUGCUGUGCAAUAUCCCGCGAGAGUAUUUUAUUAUUUGUAUUUAUAGUGACCUGCACUCAAGUGAUCUGAUUUUCUGUUCCAAUUUAUCGUCACUCUCGAAUGAAACGUGCUGUUUCUUGCCGCGGUUACUCGCAAGUUUGUAUAUAUUGUGUAAAAAAUUUACCUUCUCGGACGAUGCUUACCAGCGAGUUGAGAACUUGAAGUAGAAGUACAAAUUUAAUAGGUUAGUUAAGUUUUUGGAACUGUAUUAUACGCUAAAUUGGAACACUGACAAACGCGAUAUAUAGAUUUUUUUAUGUGUAUAGCUUCAGGUAAAUCAUUCAAAUAUGCUUCUGCAUCUACACCGCCAUGUAUCUGUGGUUACUUACGGUAAAGAGACUACUAGGUUUCAUAAAAAAAUAACGGGAAUUGUUAAUUUUCUCAUAAAAUACCUAUAUCACUGGAAUCGACAAACAAGUUAUAACAAGUCGUAACAAGUUGUAACUUGUUUAUUGAGUUUAUUUACUCAAUUGCGCGUGUUGUAGCACGUGCAAUUUGAGAAUUCUCGUUACUUUUUUAUUAAACCUCGUCUAUUCGACCGUAUUGGAAUAUAAAUGGGUUAAUGACAUGGUGUUUACUAAUAUUUAUUCUUAAAAUUACUCGCCACCAUUAAAAGUAAAGCUGAGCUGUUUGAAAAAUGCCGCUCUGUGGAGACAGCCAAUGAAACAUCUGAAUUUCUAGUGUGUGCCAAAUGACGUCAUUAUAUGAACGCAUGCGCUGUAUUGCCCGUUCAUUUAUUUCCCGCUUCAUUUAAGGAGCGGCAUUUUUACAAUGAACAAUGUGAAGAACACGUAGCAAAAAUGAAUGGUUUACUCGCUUCUCGUAUCCAACUGCUUAUUAUUUUCUAAUAAUCGACCACGCGCUAUGCUUCUCUAGGAUUUAUUUGAACUAACAGUUGUAUCAUCCAAAGAUCGCAUAUUCUAGUCUCGAUGGGAAAUAGUAUCUGUGUGUAUGUAUAUAAUCUGUCAGUACUGUAUACACAACGUUCUGUUUUAUGUAUUCUAAUAAUGAUAGGAUCGGGGCUGUUAUUUAUUUAUUGAUUUACUUGUUAAGUGUUUUUAAUGUUUGUAGAGUCAGUAUUUUUAAUUCUUUUACGGGGCGUUCUCAAGAUUUUAUUGAACGACAAAGUACAGUGUGAUUUGUAUCAGGAUAAGACAAAGAAUAUUAGAUUAUAAAUUAUGUUAUAGGUAAUUUUGAAUUCCGUUGAUGAAGUACUCUUAGUCCAACCAAAUUACACUUGGAGAAAAAAAAAAUUGUU